Molecule: messenger RNA, 2361 nt
Organism: Nerophis lumbriciformis (worm pipefish)
Lineage: Eukaryota; Metazoa; Chordata; Actinopteri; Syngnathiformes; Syngnathidae
Source: RefSeq, a predicted model, not a curated record
AUGGCGACGCGGUUCCGUCCGGCGUCGCUGAUGCGGCUGCUGCUCCUCGGCGCCGCCCUGCUGGGGACCUCCGUCCGAGGCGCCGACUUCUACGAGCUCCUGGGCGUGGGCAGGGAGGCCGGCGCCCGCGAGAUCCGGCAGGCCUUCAAGAAACUGGCGCUCACCAUGCACCCCGACAAGAACCCUGGAGACGCGGCCGCCCACGACAAGUUCCUGGCGGUGAACCGAGCUUACGAGGUCCUGAAGGACGAGGACCUCCGCAAGAAGUACGACAAGUACGGCGAGAAGGGGCUGGACGAGCAACAGGGGGGCCGCUACGAGAGCUGGAACUACUACCGCUACGACUUUGGCAUCUACGACGACGACUUGGAGAUCAUCACCCUGGACAGCGCAGACUUUGAGGCGGCGGUGAAUUCCGGAGAAAUUUGGUUCGUCAACUUUUACUCCCCGCGAUGUUCCCACUGUCACCAGCUGGCCCCCACGUGGCGGGAGCUGGCCAAGGAGAUGGACGGCGCCCUCCGGAUCGGGGCGGUCAACUGCGGCGACAACCACCGCUUGUGUCGCUCCAAGGGCAUCAACAGCUACCCUAGCCUCUACGUCUUCCGAGCCGGACACAAACCCGAGAAAUUUCACGGCGAGCGCAACACCGACAAUCUGGUGACGUUCGGCAUGCAAUUCAUCAAGAAUGGCGUGACGCAGCUGUGGCAAGGCAACGCCUUCAAAGAGAUCGAGAGCGCCUUCGCGUCCGGGCUGGGCUGGCUCGUCACUUUCUGCGCAGACGUGGGAGAUUGCCUGGAGCUCAGGACCCGACAGAAGCUGGCGUCCAUGUUGGACGGUCUGGUGAAGGUGGGAUGGAUGGACUGCGGCGCUGAGCCGCAACUCUGCCACACUUUCCAGGUGACCGACGGAGCCACGGCGUUGUUCCCUCCCGGAAGCUCUUUGGAUCGGGAAGGCGGCGUGUUGUGGCUGAGCACUCUGGACGCCCGGGAGAUCUACGCGCUGGUCCUGCGCCACCUGCCCGAACUUCGGCGGCUGAGCGCCGACGACUUUGACGCCGAGCUGGCCCGCCACCGCUGGCUGCUGUCCUUCACUUUCGGGACGCCCGGCCCGGACGAGUACAAGAAGCUGCGAGCGUUCCUGCGCGACGACCACAUCCAGGUGGGGCGUGUGGACUGCCUGGCCGACGCGCUGCUGUGCCGCUCCCUCCACAUUCACAAAGCCUGCGUGGCCGUCUUCAAAGGCCUCGGAGUCCACGACUUCGAGAUACAUCACGGCAAGGACGCGGUGUACAACCUCGUGGCUUUCGCCAGGGACAGCGUCGCGGCUCACGUCACCACGCUGUGGCCCGACAACUUCCCGUCGGACGCCGAGGAGCCCUGGCUGGUGGACUUCUUCGCCCCGUGGUGCCCUCCGUGUCGAGCGCUGCUCCCCGAGUUGAGGAAGGCUUCCGUCCGGCUGGCCGGACGCGUCAAGUUCGGGACUUUGGACUGCACCGUCCACCGCGGCCUCUGCUCCACGUACAACGUGGACUCGUAUCCCACCACGGUGGUCUUGAACGGUUCUUCGCUUCACGAGUACGAAGGACGCCACUCCGCCGACGGCAUCCUGGAGUUCGUCCAGGACUUGGUCGACCCGUCCGUGGUGGUUCUGGACCCGGCCGGCUUCGCGGAGAAAGUCAAAGGUAUGGUCCGAGGCGAGUUGUGGGCCGUGGAUUUCUACGCCCCGUGGUGCGGUCCGUGCCGGGCACUGAUGCCCGAGUGGAGACGCGUGGCGCGGAUGCUGUCGGGCCAGGUGGCGGUGGGUUCCGUGGACUGCCAGCGCUUCCGCUCCUUCUGCCAGAGUCAAGACGUGCGUGCGUACCCGGAAAUCCGCCUGUACUCCGGCGGUGGCGGCGGCGGCGAGACGGCCUACCGCUACACGACUUACAACGGCUGGCACAGAGACGCGCACUCCCUGCGAAUGUGGGCCCUCAGCGCUCUGCCCAAAGCGUCGUCGGACCUGACGCCGAGUUCCUUCCGCUCGCUGGUGCUGGAGGGCGGCGAGCCCUGGGUGCUGGACUUCUACGCCCCGUGGUGCGGACCCUGCAAACACUUUGCCCCGGAGUUUGAGGUCCUGGCACGGGUCCUCAAAGGGGAAGUGCGGGCCGGCAAGAUCGACUGUCAGGCUCAUUAUCAGACCUGUCAGGAAGCCGGAAUCGCAAGCUACCCCACGGUCCGGUUCUAUCCCUACCGGGACGCCGGCAAGCCGUCAGACAGCGGCGAAAACAUCAAUAGUCGUGACGCCAACACGAUCGCGGACAUCAUCAGACGGAGACUACGAAGCUCGUCGCCGCGGUCGCGCGGCAAGAAGGACGAGCUCUGA